This is a messenger RNA of Glycine soja, 777 nucleotides long. RefSeq names its product putative RING-H2 finger protein ATL12. Lineage: Eukaryota; Viridiplantae; Streptophyta; Magnoliopsida; Fabales; Fabaceae. The transcript has a single exon. The coding region runs from base 234 to 722 and encodes 162 amino acids. The record is from RefSeq and is a predicted model, not a curated record.
AGCGUGCAGGCCUAGGGUGGGGACUUUUAUAGUAAAAUAGAAAGACAACACUGAAAGCUUUCCAAAGUUGUCUGCAUUCGUUGGACAAACACCAGUGGAGAGAUGCUAUGCUAUGUUAUGCCAAUCAUGUAGUAGCAGCCAUUACUGAUUUCCCCUCAGAAAUGUUUAUUUAGUAAGAAAAGAAUAAAAAAGAGAGAACCAAAAUCUGGUAAUUAAGAUCUUCUCUUCAGAAGAUGUGUAACAGUAACACCCUCAAGUUCAACCCCUUUAAGAACCGUUUGCUAAUAAUGUUCGUGCUGGUUCUUUCUCUCCCCUCCAAUGUUCAAUCCCAAGCCAAAGAUAGUGAAGAAAAGAACCUGCCAGAACUCCCUCAAAUGGUUCAUCCAAGCAAGGGAAUAAUAAUAGCAGUUCUCUCCACAAUGUUUGCCAUAGCAUUUCUCUUACUUCUCUAUGUUAAAUUCUGUCGAGUUAUCCCUCAUGAACUCCUUAGGCAAAACUCAAAUCUCCAAAACUUUCAGGGCCUAACUCGACCAAGGUCUAGAGUUUCUGGUAUUGACAAACAAGUAAUUGAAACACUUCCUUACUUCAAGUUUUCUUCCCUUAAGGGUUCCAAAGAAGGCCUAGAAUGCACGGUUUGUCUCUCAAAAUUUGAGGACACGGAGACUCUAAGGCUUCUUCCAAAGUGCAAGCACGCUUUCCACAUGAAUUGCAUUGACAAGUGAUUUGAAAGCCACUCUACGUGCCCUCUUUGUAGACGCAGGGUUGAAGCAGGGGACA